Messenger RNA from Dermatophagoides pteronyssinus (European house dust mite), 1303 nucleotides. It is a transcript of the gene CtsL1, whose product is annotated as cathepsin L. Gene Ontology annotation, biological process: proteolysis. NCBI's taxonomy places the organism in Eukaryota, Metazoa, Arthropoda, Arachnida, Sarcoptiformes, Pyroglyphidae. Gene Ontology annotation, molecular function: cysteine-type peptidase activity. The record is from RefSeq and is a predicted model, not a curated record.
AUAUAAAUUAUCAUGAUGGUGAUGAUUGAAUGACUUCAAUAACGAUAUCGUUUUGAUUUCAUUGCGGAUUUUUUUUUUAUUUAUUUUAUUUUAACCUCUGCACAGCCUAAUGUUGGUGGUCUUUCGUUCGAAUUAAAUACGCAUUUCUUUUCCAUUUUCUGUUUUGAUUAGAUUUGUUUAAAUUUUCAUCCGAAAAAAAUGUUUUAUUUAAAAUAUUCAUUAUUAUUAUUAUUGUUUGGUACAACAAUUACAUUGAUUAAUUGUCUAAGCUAUAGAGAAUUAUUUCAACAAGAAUGGAAUACCUAUAAAGAUUAUCAUCGUAAAUCUUAUGAUUCAAAUGAAGAUGAAUUCCGUUUCCGUGUAUUUAUGGAGAAUAAACAUUUUAUUGCUAAACAUAAUCAAAAAGCAUCCCGUGGUGAAAAAAAUUUUACACUUGCUUUAAAUGAAUUUGCUGAUCUAAUGCAUCAUGAAUUUGUUAAUAUAAUGAAUGGCUAUAAAUAUGAUGAAUCAAGACGUUCGAAAAAUGAUGCUAGCCUUUUUCUAAGUCCACAUAAUAUUCAAGCACCAAAUGAAGUUGAUUGGCGUAAACAUAAUCUGGUCACACCAGUCAAAAAUCAAGGCCAUUGUGGUUCAUGUUGGUCAUUUAGUGCCACUGGUGCUUUGGAAGGUCAACAUGCUCGUAAAAGUGGUCAUUUAGUUUCAUUGAGUGAACAAAAUCUUGUCGAUUGUUCAGCUAAAUAUGGUAAUAAUGGCUGUAAUGGUGGCUUAAUGGAUUAUGCAUUUCAAUACAUCAAAUCAAAUCAUGGUAUUGAUACGGAAAAAAGUUAUCCAUAUGAAGGAAAAGUUGGUCAAUGUCGUUAUACAAAACGUACUGUUGGUGCAACCGAUACUGGUUUUGUUGACAUACCCGAAGGAGAUGAAAAAAAAUUAAAAGAAGCCUUAGCAACUGUUGGACCAAUAUCAAUCGCUAUUGAUGCAUCACAACCAUCAUUUCAAUUUUAUAAUGAAGGCGUUUAUGAUGAACCAGAAUGUUCAUCAACCGAAUUAGAUCAUGGUGUAUUAGUUGUUGGUUAUGGUGUUGAUGAAAGUACUGGACAAGAAUAUUGGUUAGUCAAAAAUAGUUGGGGUGUUGGAUGGGGUGAAAAUGGUUAUAUUAAAAUGUCACGAAAUAAAAACAAUCAAUGCGGUAUUGCAACAGCUGCAAGCUAUCCAUUGGUCUAAAUAUCCAUAUCCAUAUUAUUUGUUUUCUUUCGUAUUUUAGAAAAAUUUAUAUAAUAAAUAAUAAACAAGAGAAAAUCAUAAA